Molecule: messenger RNA, 459 nt
Organism: Bactrocera latifrons
Lineage: Eukaryota; Metazoa; Arthropoda; Insecta; Diptera; Tephritidae
Product: DNA topoisomerase 3-alpha
Exons: 5
Coding region: 27-449 (140 amino acids)
Source: RefSeq, a predicted model, not a curated record
CGGUACAGAGAACUAGUUAGUUGAAGAUGGCUUCUACAGUAUUGCGCGUUUUCCUGUUGAUGGCAAUUGCCAUGCCGCUAAUUUUUGCCAACCCCCCUUUGCCAUGGGGAAUACCAGGCAUUAAACCUGAGGCCUCUUCCACCACUCUAGCACCAACUACUAGACAGGCUCCAACUAGAGGCACUUGUCCCGAGCCCAAUGAAGAAUUAUUGGCGUGCAUCCGUCAAUGGCCUUGCCAAUACCUUUUACGUCUCGAUUUACGCUGCCUCCUCAAUUUGAAUGGCCUUCCACUAAUUGGCAAUGCCUUGGGUGGUCUUCUGGGUGGAGGUGGUGGCCAAUCACCAACCCAACAGCCAGCGCUUGGCGGCGGCGGUGGCGGCAUCUUAGGCGGUUCCGGUGGUGGUCUACUUGGUGGCCCCGGUGGUCUACUCGGUGGACUUUUGGGAUAAUUUCGCAGCG